Messenger RNA from Cercospora beticola, 2313 nucleotides. RefSeq lists its product as uncharacterized. The record is from RefSeq and is a predicted model, not a curated record. NCBI's taxonomy places the organism in Eukaryota, Fungi, Ascomycota, Dothideomycetes, Mycosphaerellales, Mycosphaerellaceae.
CAGCCCGUCGCCACCAGUCCUCAGUUGCACUUCUUGUAAGUCUCGUGGUGAGAGGGUCGAGGUGUAUACGUGCCGCUCGGGGACUCCAGAACCUUUUCGAAAUCGAAACGAUCCUGAGAUAUGGCAGCUCCGGUGGCGAAAGGAAUCAUUAUAUCCCUCAGCAUCAUUGCCGGCCUCGCUGCAGCCGCCACACAAAGCCCACAGGUGCAAGCAUGGCUCGAAGAGCAGCGAAAGAGGAUAGCGGAACUGCUAAGACAGAUCGGUGAAGAGUUGGACCCUCAGGCAAGACGAGCAGCAGAAGCAUUUGCAUUCGAGGGGCGGACAGUCAACAACGAUUCUGGGCUGGCGAGGGAAAGUGCAGGCAGCAAAGAGGCAGCGGCGUUGGCUACUGGAAGGCGGCUUUCGAGUCCCAGCAGCACGGUCCGCAGGAUACCCGUUCGUGGCCCUUCGGAUCCGGACGAGGCGGAAGAGCGCAGGAGGAAGGGCCGCGAAUAUCUGGCAAAGCGAAACCAGCAACUGUACGAGUUGCAGCAAAGACGGAAAGCUGCUGCUGCCGCCGAUGGCCUCGCCACACCACCGUCUCCAACAUUCGAUGAACUCGUCGAUUCCGAAGGCAACCUCAAACAGUCGGAGCUAUGGAACGAGAAGGAGUUGCCAGCAGUGCCCAACGUCGAUCCUCUGCCUGAGACUAUACAGCAAGAAAUGAAGCAAGUGGAGCGGCACCUUGUUGACCCAAUUGCUGUGGAUGAAGCGGUAUCUACGGGGUCAAGUGGUUGGUCGCUAGGAUCACGAUACGCCAAUCCUUUUGGGGACGAGUACGAACUGGAACGCAGUGUCACGCCGAAGCCUCCGAUCCCACCAAAGAUUGAGCUGGAUCAACAACCAGAGCUUACCCGUGCACCAACGCCGCCUAUCUCCGUACCUGGAGCGUUCGAUUCAACACCGACAGCACAGCAAACAGAACACAUUGAUCAUUCUGCACUGAGUUACGAAGAGCAGCUCGCAAUAGCGCUAUCUCUGUCUGAACAGGAUCCUUCGAGCACGUCUGCAACUGUAAGACAACGAAAGCCCGAGCAGGAAGACUUUGAUCUGAAGGCUGCCAUUGCCGCAAGCCUGAGGGAUAUGGACCAUCAUCAAGCUGCACACGCUAUUGCCAACGUUGAGCCUGUGACGCCCAGAGUCAUACCAGCUGAUGCACAAGUUUUGAUUGACCUGACGCCUUCCACGCCCACGACCUCCGGACCACGACAAGAUUGGUCACAGCUAUCCAGCCCAGUCGUUCCCGCAUCUAGACGUGCUGGCUCGCUUCACACUGUCGGCAACAAUGCGCCUUCAGAGGCCUCUGAUGAGCUCUACCGACUUACACCCGAGCUCACGAAAGCACGCCUGGCGAGUCACAACGAGCAGCAGAAUAUUGUCACUUCACGCCCAUCAGUGGGCUCAGCGCUACCCUUCGAUCCCGUACGAGACGCCGCUGCUUCUUCAGCAUCUCAACCUGUGCCCGAUGUCAUGGAUGCCAGUUUCUAUUCUGCUCAUGCCGAGCCAUCCCCAGCACCAAGCUCAGCUACGUUCGAUCGUGACACAACCAUGCUCGUCGAUCUCGCGGAGGAUGCACCUCAAGAAGGUCAACGCACGCCGACAUCACGAGCACAGUCUUCCUUCGGCUUCCAGACGGAAUCUGACACCGAGACAUUCGCAUCAGUAUCUGCACCGCCAUCACGCACAAUGUCUCGCGCAGAGUCGCGGGCUGACAGCGAGAUCUCUGGUAUUGAAGUCAUUGAUCUUGCGCACGAUAGUGAUGUUGACAUGAUGUCGGAGGAGGGAGACGGGAUAGCAACGCCAGACAGCUGGUCGGAGGUCGGCAGCCGGGAUGCUGACAGCGACACUGAGGAAGCUCAUCCACACCAGCGGUCCCGCGUGAGCUUGUAGGCGGAACCAACCCUGUCUCAUAUGUAGAUUUAUCGCUCCUCGGCCUAGUAUGGUAUUUACUCAUGAUCUGCGGCGGUUUAUCUACUAUUUGCGACCAUGGGCAUCCUUAGGCUGGACCGAUGUCAAGACUGUGCAUUGGGGUCUACUCCAAGCGCAACCUCUUUGCAGAGGAGGAGGAGGUCGCUGGAUAUGAGCUUAGCCACCACAGAGACCUGAAUCAAGACGACCACCUUCGGCCGACAUCUUCGGAACCGAAACGCGAUGUCACGUGUACAUAUAUGUGGUCCCGUCAUCGGCUACUCAACAAGGCUGUGCGUUAUCUAUCUCCUGCUUCCAACUUCCAUUCUCAACACAAUCUGCACGUCAGCACCGUGCGCCGGCAAG